AUGCGUUUCACCGUCUCUACCCUGUUGGCCCUGGUGCCCGCCCUUCUGGCUGCUCCCCUCGAGGUCCGCGACAACGCCGGGCUCGACGUGACGCUCAGCCAGGUUGGAAAUACCCGUAUCAAGGCUGUCGUCAAGAACGUUGGCAAGGAGGAGAUCACCUUCGUGCAUCUCAACUUCUUCAAGGACGCAGCUCCCGUCCAGAAGGUUGCCCUCUUCCGCAAUGCCACUGCGGUUGACUUCCAAGGUAUCAAGCAGCGCGUCAAGUACCAGGACCUGUCGGACGAUGCUCUGACCACUCUGGCUGCCGGUGCCACCUUUGAGGAUGAAUUCGAUAUCGCCGAGACUAGCGACCUCAGUGAGGGUGGCUCCCUGACCCUGAGCAGUACUGGUUUCGUGCUCUCCACCAAGGACAGCUCCGUGGAUGGCUACAUCCCAUUCACUUCCAACGAGAUCACCAUCGACGUUGACGCCGCCGAGGCCGCUCUGGUGCCCAACGCUAUCCCGGUCCUCGACAAGCGCACCAGGAUUGCCUCGUGCUCUGGCACUCGCUCCACUGCCCUGCAGACUGCCCUGCGCAACACCGUCUCGCUGGCUAACGCUGCCGCCUCGGCCGCCUCCUCGGGCUCUUCCACUCGAUUCAAUGAAUAUUUCAAGACCACCUCCAGCACAACCCGCAGCACCGUGGCGGCUCGCUUCCGCGCCGUCGCCAGCGAGGCCGGCUCGACCUCGUCCGGCUCGACCACCUACUACUGCACCGACCCCUACGGUUACUGCAGCUCCAACGUCCUUGCCUGGACUCUGCCUUCCUCCAACAUCGUCGCUAACUGCGACAUCUACUACACCUACCUCACUGCCUUGACCGGUACUUGCCACGCCCAGGACCAGGCCACCACCACCCUGCACGAGUUCACUCACGCCCCGGGUGUCUACAGCCCCGGUACUGAUGACUACGCCUACGGAUACUCUGCCUCCACGGCUCUCAGUGCCAGUCGCGCUCUGCUGAACGCCGACACUUACGCCCUGUUCGCCAACGCCGUCAACCUCAACUGCUAG
Messenger RNA from Aspergillus melleus, 1053 nucleotides. RefSeq lists its product as uncharacterized. The record is from RefSeq and is a predicted model, not a curated record. Gene Ontology annotation, molecular function: metalloendopeptidase activity. Gene Ontology annotation, biological process: proteolysis. Lineage: Eukaryota; Fungi; Ascomycota; Eurotiomycetes; Eurotiales; Aspergillaceae. The transcript has 3 exons. Bases 1 to 1053 code for a protein of 350 amino acids.